Sordaria macrospora k-hell is the source of this 1236-nucleotide messenger RNA. RefSeq lists its product as uncharacterized. The record is from RefSeq and is a predicted model, not a curated record. NCBI's taxonomy places the organism in Eukaryota, Fungi, Ascomycota, Sordariomycetes, Sordariales, Sordariaceae.
AUGGCUAUGAGUGAGGGUGCCUCGACGGCCUUGGCCAUCAUGUGGUUGAUGGUUGGCUUGGUCUUUGUCUUGGUGAUCCUCCGGGUCUAUACCCGUGUGGUCUGCAUGGCCGCCUAUGGUAUCGAUGACUGGAUUUAUGUUGCCGCAUUUAUAAUCCUCGUAGCCUAUACCAUUCUCAUUCAGCAUGCUGGCUUCUAUGGGUUUGGCAAAACCGAAGAGGAAAUAGGAAACUCCGCAAGUGCGACAAGAGCCCGACUGUUCGAAUGCCUUGGACAAACCACGUCCUUUGUCGGCAUGCCUCUCGCUAAAGCUUCCCUUGGUGCGUUUCUUCUUCGGCUGGUCACGAAGACAUGGCAUCAAUUUUCUGUCUGGGGAGCAAUGAUCUUGAUGUCCGUGGCAUCUGUUGCACAACUGCUAUGCUUCUGGCUGUCAUGUCGUCCUUUCAACUAUGUGUACGACAAGAAUAUCCAGGGGGUCUGCACAGUUAAUACACGGCCUACUUCGUAUUUUCUUUGUGCUUCAACCAUCAUUACCGACUUCUUUUUCGCAAUAUUUCCAUGGAUCAUCAUCUGGAAUCUUCAGAUGCCCAGGCAGGAGAAGAUCACCAUUGGCUGUAGCAUGAGCCUUGGCCUGAUUACCGCUGCCGCUGGGAUCAAGCGCAUGACUGAAGUGGAAGGCCUGUAUACUUCGGAUUAUUUGAAAACCACCGUUCCCCUCAUUGUGUGGUCGGCGGCAGAGAUAGCUGUUACGCUGAUCUGCAUCGGCAUCCCCGUUUUGCGUCCGCUAUACAAGCGCAUAUACCUACGCUUUCGAACACAAUCUGCACACUCGUCCAGAUACCUUAAACAAUCAGACCGUUCAAGAGGGGAGCAACCAGGAUAUGCACUGCAUACGAUCGGCGGAGGACCCCUUGCUAUGGGGCAGAGCAACUUGAAGCGAGUGAACAGCACAAAAGCAAUAAUGCCCAUGAACAAGAGCAAUGUGGACUUUCGCCACAUGCAAGUGCGUAUAGGGGUCAGUGAGCCUUCUAUGACGACAGUGGUAGCUCAGCAACGGAGGCUUGACGAGGAUUCAGAUAUGGACACACUUGACGAUUACGGCCGUGGCCAACUGGAGAGCAGUACUGACAGCGCGCGGAGGAUAUUGGGAGAUGAAGAGCAGGGCAUAGCGAACAAUCACCUGGGGGGUUGCAAGACCAUUAUCGUAACGCAAAGCUUUAGCGUUGAUAGAAGUUGA